AUGGUCGAAGUUCACGGUUCUUGCGAUCCUUAUUUCAACUCGGUGCGUGACCUUUUGCAACAGAAGCUCGCCGAUGGUGAUGAAGUUGGGGCUUCUAUUUGUGUCAAAAUCGACGGCAAAGAUAUCGUGGACUUUUGGGGCGGUCACAUAGAUGAAAGCCACAUCAAGCCAUGGGGAAAAGAUACGAUCACUGCGCCUGAGUUCGGCGUAAAUGUGAAGAAAUCCACCCCAGAAACUUGUGGCGCAGGCUCCUUGGUUACCCCGGGCUCCCACAGCGCAUACCAAGUUACCAACUAUGGGCAUAUGGUCGGGGAGCUUAUACGAUGGGUUAGGGGGAAACCAGUGACCCAGUUCAUUACCGAGGAGAUUACAAAGCCUUUAGACGUUGAUUACAAGCUUGGUAUUGGUCCGAGCCGCUAA
Messenger RNA from Penicillium angulare, 420 nucleotides. RefSeq names its product serine hydrolase domain-containing protein. The record is from RefSeq and is a predicted model, not a curated record. The transcript has 2 exons. Lineage: Eukaryota; Fungi; Ascomycota; Eurotiomycetes; Eurotiales; Aspergillaceae. Bases 1 to 420 code for a protein of 139 amino acids.